Molecule: messenger RNA, 399 nt
Organism: Necator americanus (New World hookworm)
Lineage: Eukaryota; Metazoa; Nematoda; Chromadorea; Rhabditida; Ancylostomatidae
Exons: 2
Coding region: 1-399 (132 amino acids)
Source: RefSeq, a predicted model, not a curated record
AUGGAGGUGAAAAGCAAUGGCUAUGAAACGGCUGCAACCAUCAGUCUUUUGCGUCGUGCACACGAAAUCCGCGUCACCCCAUUUGACGACGACGACGACGACGACGACGACGACGACGACGACGACGACGACGACGACGACGACGACGACGACGACGACGACGACGACGACGACGACGACGACGACGACGACGACGACGACGACGACGACGACGACGACGACGACGACGACGACGACGACGACGACGACGACGACGACGACGACGACGACGACGACGACGACGACGACGACGACGACGACGACGACGACGACGACGACGACGACGACGACGACGACGACGACGACGACGACGACGACGACGACGACGACGACGACGACGACACACACACACACACAUAG